GUGAUAAGCUUUGAGGGCACUAUGAUGUUGAACGCUGAGUUGUAGUCAAUGAAUAGCAUUCUCACAUAGGUGUUCCUUUUGUCCAGGUGGGAAAGGGCAGCGUUGAGUGCAAUAGAGAUUGCAUUAUCUAUGGAUCUGUUGGGGCGGUAUGUAAAUUGAGUGGGUCUAGGGUUUAUGGGAUAAUGGUGUUGAUGUGAGCCAUGACCAGCUUUUCAAAGCACUUCAUGGCUACAGAUGUGAGUGCUACGGGUCGGUAGUCAUUUAGGCAGGUUACCUUAGUGUUCUUGGGCAUAGGGACUAUGGUGGUCUGCUUGAAACAUGUUGGUAUUACAGAUUCAGGGACAGGUUGAAAAUGUCAGUGAAGACACUUGCCAGUUGGUCAGCGCAUGCUCAGAGUACACGUCCUGGUAAUCUGUCUGGCCCUGCGGCCUUGUGAAUGUUGACCUGUUUAAAGGUCUUACUCACAUCGGCUAUGUAGAGCGUGAUCACACAGUCGUCCGGAGCAGCUGAUGCUCUCAUGCAUGUUUCAGUGUUACUUGCCUCGAAGCGAGCAUAGAAGUAAGGCAUUUUAAUUAAUUAUAUGAAGAGUGCCUUGGUCCUCCUUUCUUUUUGAUGACCAAUUUACCUCUUUUACCAAAGAGCACCUUCUAUCUACCAAAAUGUACUAUUGUGUACCUUAGUAGAGCUUCCCUUCCUCCUCUUUCUACGAGCAUAGAAGUAAUUUAGCUUGUCUGGUAGGCUUGUGUCACUGGGCAGCCCGCGGCUGUCCUUCCCUUUGUAGUCUGUAAUAGUUUGCAAGCCCUGUCACAUCCGACGAGCAUCGGAGCCGGUGUGGUUCUAUCUUAGUCCUGUAUUGAUGCUUUGCCUGUUUGAUGGUUCGUCGGAGGGCAUAGCGGGAUUUCUUAUAAGCUUCCAGGUUAGAGUCCAGCUCCUUGAAAGCAGCAUCUCUUCCUUUUAGCUCAGUGCGGAUGUUGCCUGUAAUCCAUGGCUUCUGGUUGGGGUAUGUACGUACAGUCACUGUUGGGACGAAGUCAUCGAUGCACUUAUUGAUGAAGCCAGUGACUGGUGGUGUACUCCUCAAUCCCAUCGGAAGAAUCCUGGAACAUAUUCCAGUCUGUGCUAGCAAAACAGUCCUGUUGCUUAGCAUCUGCUUCAUCUGACCACUUUUUUAUUGACCGAGUCACUGGUGCUUCCUGCUUUAGUUUUUGCUUGUAAGCGGGAAUCAGGAGGAUAGAAUUAUGGUCAGAUUUGCAAAAUGGAGGGCGAGGGAGAGAUGUGUAUGCGUCUCUCUGAGUGGAGUAAAGGUGGUCGAGUUUUUUUUCCCUCUGGUUGCACGUUCAACAUGCUGGUAGAAAUUAGGUAAAACGGAUUUAAGUUUCCCUGCAUUAAAGUCCCUGGCCAUAAAGUCCCCGGCCACUAUGACCGCAGCCUCUGAUGAGCAUGUAAUAAAUUAUAUGUAAUCUGAUAACAAAAAAACGGUAACUGUAAUCAGUUACGUUACCAGCAAAAAUACUGUAAUCAGAUUAGAUACUUUUGAAAAACUAGAUAAUUAGUUAUUGGAUUACUGUUGAAUUCAGAAAGGAUGCUUGUGAGAAAGAAAAUAUACAUUAUGACACCUUUCUGUUUUCUCAAUGGCAUUCAAUUCAUCAUCGAAAAAAGGUGCAAGUUUGCGUUUGUUCCUCUUGGGCGAGUCUGAAUACAAGUCAAAGACCACUAUGACACACCAACUACAUUUGAUGGUUCCUUUUUGUCUUCUAAUGCCUCUUAAGGGGAAAGUAAUUCACAAGUAACUGAAAGUAAUCAGAUUACAUUACAGAGUUUGGGUAAUCCAAGUUAGGUUACCGAUUACAAUUUUGGACAAGUAACUAGUAACUAAGUGACAAUAUUGACUCAAGAAGAGUUCAAUGUUUGAUAUUGCAUUAAUGCCUUACGGUGGGUGUGGAGCUUCUGUCAAUCUCAUAUGUAGCUGCUGUAGACGACACAUCAUACGAUACUGUUUGUGGACUCUGGUCAAGGGAUCAGCUGGAACUAUCAUAACCCUGUAAAUAUAGACACAGCUACCAAGGAGCCAUGGCCUCCCUUGGACAAAUCAUCUUCUGGGGGUGAGGCCUCUAUUCAAUGUGUCUUUCUAAAAAUAUGGUGGUUGGAGGCCAGCAACAGCUUUGCUUCAUAUCACCAACAAGUGCAUAGUCAGUUGAACUUAUCAUUGGAUAUUGUGAUGUUCAAUUGACUUGGAAGGUUCUUGCUAGAUCUUGCUUGAUUUUUUUCAUCUACAUUUCCAGGAUGAUAGUCAUGAUCUUUGUAGCUGCUGGAUUCAUCAUUCUCAUCUUGUCUGUGUCAUUUGCAGUUCAGGGUUUAGGGGGUUCCCAGGGCACUGUGGAUAGCAAUAACAAGUGGCCCAUCGUGAACCUGGGGGAGGAUGUCAUCCUGAGGUGCAAGUUCAAGACUUCAACUAACAGCGGGGAAUCGACCAGUCAGAUGUCAAUCACAUGGAAGAAGAAGGGACUCAGCGAAGUGGUGUACAGUUACAAUAAAGGAGCAGUCCAGCUGACGGAGCAGAACCCCCAGUUUAAAGAUAGAACCCAGCUUUUCUCAGAAGCCAUAGGUGGAGGCAAUGCCUCUAUGUUGCUGAGGAACGUGAAAAUUAAAGAUGAGGGGGUGUACUACUGCAGUGUGAAUGCCCCUAGUUGCUCAGGGACUGCCAGUGUUAACCUCAGAGUUGCAGCUUUCUCAGCCCCCAAAUUGAAGUGGGUCAACACUACCCUGACGGCAGAGGGAGAGAGAUGGUUCCCAAAACCAGAUGUCCUCUGGUUGGACGUCAAUGACAACGUCCUAAACGAGAGUGAAACUAUCUUUUUCAACAACUCCGCCGGGAUAACCCGAUUCAUCAGCUCCCUUCAGAAAAUUACAUUGAACGACAGCUACACCUGCAUCAUCCAAAACCAUCUGGUGAAGGCUGUCUCCCGGGCAACCGUCAAAGAUAUAGAGAUAUCAACGAGGACUUUCUUCUCCUUCCCUACUGCAGCUGCACCACCCAUACUACUACCCCAACGGCACGUCCUAGCAGCUACAACCAGUCUCUUUCUCUGGAUCUACCAACUAACCUGAUGAACACAUGCACACAAACUACUCUUCAUAGCCUACAGGCAAGAUGUCUAAAAGUACUGUCUGUGGUGAAGUGAACUGGCCUGGUGACUUUCCACUUGCCUUGGUCUGCCUGGAGUCUGAUGGAUUUUGUGUUGGAUUAACAAGUGGCGACAAACUGUGUAUGUGUGGCUCAGUGGCGAACCGUCAUUCAGGGCAGGUGGGGCAGUACCCCACCUGUUUUGAGCCCUACAUUUUUAGCAAAAAAAUGUAUAACAAUUAUAUUCAUUUUUUGGGGGGGGCUUGCCUGUUUUACAUGUUAUUUUGGCCUUAAUACGUGUCACGUAUCAGUUUGCAAACAAUGUAAAAAAAUAUAUAUAAUUGAGUU
Salvelinus fontinalis (brook trout) is the source of this 3472-nucleotide messenger RNA. Its product is annotated as V-set domain-containing T-cell activation inhibitor 1-like. The transcript has 4 exons. The coding region runs from base 2284 to 3108 and encodes 274 amino acids. NCBI's taxonomy places the organism in Eukaryota, Metazoa, Chordata, Actinopteri, Salmoniformes, Salmonidae. The record is from RefSeq and is a predicted model, not a curated record.